Epithele typhae is the source of this 1626-nucleotide messenger RNA. RefSeq names its product Zinc/iron permease. Lineage: Eukaryota; Fungi; Basidiomycota; Agaricomycetes; Polyporales; Epitheliaceae. The transcript has 9 exons. Gene Ontology annotation, biological process: zinc ion transmembrane transport. The coding region runs from base 1 to 1626 and encodes 541 amino acids. Gene Ontology annotation, molecular function: zinc ion transmembrane transporter activity. The record is from RefSeq and is a predicted model, not a curated record. Gene Ontology annotation, cellular component: plasma membrane.
AUGACGAGCCUCGACAUCCAGAACGAGGAGUUGAUAGAGCGACUCUCGGUAAUGCUUGUCAUCUUCUGUGUAUCUCUCUUCGCUGUCUCCUUUCCAACACUCACCGCCACCUUCCGUUCAAUCCGAGUGCCCAGUAUCGUCUUCUUCAUCGGGAAACACUUUGGCACUGGGGUCAUCCUUUCCACGGCAUUCGUGCAUCUACUACAAGACGCCUUCAAAGGGCUCCUGAAUCCAGAAGUCAACAAGAGGUGGAAAGUCGGUCAUUGGGCAGGGCUCAUCGUUCUUAUGUCUUUGUUGUCUAUCUUCUUCAUCGAAUACAUAUCCACUGCAUUCGUCGAUCGACUUCACUCAUACCCCUCUGCUCCCUCAACCCCAACCGCUUCAGCGGUGUCCUCUUCUGCGUCAUCCGUUAGGUCGGACUGCAUUCCUCCAACGCGUCCGACACUGCUGGUGGAAUCUCCAGAAGGAACUCGCUCGAUCAUCGCCCAGGGAGAGCUGACCGGGACCAACCAUUUGCCUGGUGCGUACUGUGAUUCCUUCCCCUCAUGUGCGACUCCUUUGAACCUCGGCCAUGCCUCAUACGGCGCCACCGUGUCGCCUCACGAUCCACCGUCGGUCCAUCCACUCCCAUCGCGCCCUCCUGCCCGUCUGGCGAAUUCCCUCACCUGCGCUUCCGCUCCGCCGGGAGACGCCUUCUUCUCGGGCGGCCACCACCGCCACGAGCCGCGCGACGCCCACGAAACCCACUAUUGCGUCUCGCGCACACGCUGGUGGCACAGUCUGCCUUGGUCGCGCACCCCAAGCCCGGCGCCGAACGAUGGUGGCGUAGAGUGCGGACGCCCGUCAACAUCGAGCUCGGAAAGGAGCAACAAGACGAACCCAAAGGACGGGGCGAAGCGGAAGAGCGGGCACCAUCACGGGCACGGGCACGGGCACGGGCGAGGGAGCCAUGACAGUCACCACGGACACGCGCACAUGGAUAUGGAGCGAUGGAUGGACGGUAUGGACGAAGCCGACGACGCGCAGGGCGUGUCACACUCGCGAGGACACUCGCACACGCACGAUGGGGAGGCCGAUGAGGAGUGUAGGCCAAAGCAUGGGCACGGAGCCGAGGAGGUGACGAAGAUUGGACGGAGGAGGCAAGUCAUUGGCAUUCUAGUGCUGCAAUUGGGUAUCAUGAUCCACUCCCUGGUCAUCGGCCUCACAUUGUCGAUCGCGACGGGGACGGAGUUCACCACGCUUGUCGUCGCCAUCGUCUUCCACCAGCUGUUUGAGGGGCUGUCGCUGGGAAUCCGGAUAGCUGGGCUUCCUGCGACGAAGUCGAAAAGCGGCCACUCCCUCAAGCCCGUCCUCGCCAUCACUUUCGCCACCACUACGCCGCUCGGUAUCGGCCUCGGCCUCGCCACCCUCGGCGGCGCACAGACGAAAGGCCCCAACCUCAUCCUUCUACAAGGAGUGAUGUCGGCCGUGUCGGCGGGGAUGCUCAUCUACGCCGCAUGCGUGGAGAUGCUCGCGGGCGACUUUGUCAUGGAUGCCCACCUGUGGCGAAGCUCGAUCCGGCGGCAGGCACUGGCACUUGCAAGCGUGUUCCUCGGAGUCUGCGCGAUGACUGCGAUCGGGAUGUAA